This is a messenger RNA of Penicillium cinerascens, 4152 nucleotides long. Its product is annotated as DNA-directed RNA polymerase. The transcript is spliced from 2 exons. Gene Ontology annotation, cellular component: mitochondrial DNA-directed RNA polymerase complex. The coding region runs from base 1 to 4152 and encodes 1383 amino acids. Gene Ontology annotation, biological process: mitochondrial transcription. The record is from RefSeq and is a predicted model, not a curated record. Lineage: Eukaryota; Fungi; Ascomycota; Eurotiomycetes; Eurotiales; Aspergillaceae. Gene Ontology annotation, molecular function: mitochondrial promoter sequence-specific DNA binding; DNA-directed RNA polymerase activity.
AUGUUAUCACGAGUGGCCCGUCAGAAAAAUGCUCUCUUCCAUCUCCGGAAGGCUAAUGCCUACCGGGCGUUGGCUGGCUCCUCAAUGCUGCGUCUGCAUUCAAACUCGAGUCUGCCGAGCCCCAUUAUAACCUCACAGAGCAAUUCAGCUCAGAACCGGCGCCGGAGACCAUCUUUUCAGUCGCAGCGCAGCCUCGCCACGGCUACCGACCAGUCCGCUCUCGACCAGGGGUCGUACAUGCCUAUGGACGACACUCCCUAUUCCCUAUCUUCCGAACCAUCGACCAAAUUCGACAGAUCAGUCUUCGGAAUGGCCAACCCUUUCGAUUCCUCAUCUCUGGUCAUCCUUGACGAGACUCCCCAGUCUCAGCCAAAAGUCCACCGCAAAGUCAGAGGUAUCGGUGGUGACCAGGAGGAGAUGGUCGCGAACUUUGAUAUGUCGAUGAAGGUUGGCCGAUUCGAUCGAGCGGCAGCUUUGCUCAGUCGCUUGGGCUGUAACUUCCCUGUCGGCUCCUCUGAAUACCAAGCCCUGCACAACCGCUACCUGAAAGAGAUGGUUUCCCACAUGAUCAUUACUCGACAAGAAUACAUGGUUCUGCCGCUACAGAAGUGGUUUGAGGUGGAUAUGCCUGCGGGUGGUGUCGUUGCCAAUGCCGAAACUUUCGCAAUUAUGAUUCGCAUGGCACUGCGUAUGCUUCACGGGGCUAAGCGAGACAGGGCGGUGCGGCGGUAUUGGGAGUUGGCGAAGAAGGUUGACCUUCACGAGGAGCUUUUGGCGGUUGAAGUACUCACUGAUUUGGACCUUGGAGAGCUGUCAAAAAUAUGCUGGUCCGACCUACGCCAGCCCUCCCUUGAUCACCUGAACCUCGAUACCCUAUCACAAGAGCAGGCGCCUGGAAUUGAGAAUGAUGUCGCGGAAGUUCUCGCGGCAGAACAAAAAGGUCUUGGUCUCUCGUCACUGAGAGAGUCGCUUUCCUUAUUCUCAGAUAACUCUCAAAUCUCCGUCCCGGAAGAUUUUGAAGGCACCGAAGAAGAGAAGCAGGAGCUUUUGACCACGCUCAGACAACAAAGGCUUGAAGCCGAUACGAUCAAAUCGGCCACAGAACGCUGGCGCGCAGAGUUCGAAGAAAGGACAAAGGCCGGCCUGGACGUGAGUUCAGGCAAGAAGAGGGUCAAUUCGGCGAUGAGUCAAUGGAACAGCGAUCUUGUGGCCGGUAUCAAGUCGGAAAUCCAACUUGCUGCGCAGGCCGAGGGAGAGCCAGUUCGGACUCGUGAAGCAAAGGAACGGCUUGAAUACGGCGUUUACCUACGAUCCUUGGAUGCCGAGACAUUAUCAGCCAUUACCAUUCUGGCUGUGAUGUCUGUGUUCAGCCGCGGAGGAAUGGAGAAAGGAAUCAAGUUAUCUACACUCGCGGCUUUUAUUGGUCGCGAGGUUCAGGAUGAAAUGAUUGCUCAGGCCUACAUGAAGAAGAAUGCGAAUGCGGACUCCCGGCGCACGCAAAUGCUGAAGGACAUGCUCGCAGGCCGUAAGGGCAAAGAUGGCCGACCGCGAUGGAAGCACUUGGUUGAGUCAGUAACCCAAGAGGUCCCUGAAUUACAUUGGGGCCAGCGAGUCACAGUCAGGGUCGGAGCAGUUCUGAUGAAAUUGCUGUUCGAUGUCGGCAAAGUCUCUGUCCGAAACAAAGACGCCAAAUCUGGCCAAUCGACGACUGCCGUGCAACCGGCCUUCUUGCAUGCAUACGAAAUUGCACAUGGAAAGCGACUGGGUCUCAUCCACGUGCACCCGGAGAUCGUCAAAAUGGUGGCCAAGGAGCCUCCUGCGGAUCUUAUCGGUCGUCAUCUUCCCAUGGUAUGCAAGCCCAAGCCAUGGACGGGAGUCAAACAAGGCGGAUACAUGAUCUACCAAAGCAACAUCGUCCGAUCAACGCCUGGCGAGUCUUUGCAGCCAGCGUACAUCAAAGCUGCCUUGGAACAGAAUGGCCUAGAAGAAAUCCGAGAUGGCCUCAAUGUGCUUGGAAACACAGGUUGGGUCAUCAACCGAGACGUCUUCGAGGUCAUGCUUGAGGCUUGGAAUAAGGGUGAUGCUCUUGCAAGCCUGGCGCCUCUUGAACCAGACCUCCAAGCCCCACCAAAACCUGCGGCCGACGCAGGUUAUACAGCCGAGAAGAAAUGGCAGUUCCAAAUGCGUGAAAUCGAGAACCUCCGAUCCGGAUACCAUUCGGUACGAUGCUUCCAGAAUUUCCAGUUGGAAGUCGCGCGCGCUUUCCGCAACGAGACUUUCUAUCUUCCUCACAACCUGGAUUUCCGUGGGCGAGCUUACCCGCUGCCUCCUUAUCUCAACCAGAUGGGGGCUGACAACUCCCGAGGGUUGCUCUUGUUCAGUGAAGCCAAGCCGCUUGGUCUCAGUGGUCUGCGCUGGCUGAAGAUUCAAAUUGCCAACUUGGCUGGAUUCGACAAAGCAAGCAUGUCUGAACGUGAACAGUUUACCAUGGACAAUCUUGAAAACAUCCUCGACUCUGCCAACAAUGGCCUUCACGGCAACCGGUGGUGGCUGAAGGCGGAAGAUCCGUGGCAGUGUUUGGCGGCUUGUUGCGAACUCCGCAAUGCUCUGCGUUGUCCCGAUCCCGCCCAAUAUCUCUCUCGUCUGCCCAUCCACCAGGAUGGUUCUUGUAACGGUCUCCAGCACUACGCCGCCCUAGGUGGUGAUCUUGUUGGUGCCCAGCAAGUCAAUCUCGAGCCCUCCGAUCGGCCCUCCGACGUUUACACCGGUGUUUCCGAGUUUGUGAAAAAGGAAGUAGAACGCGAGGCGGCCGAGGGUGUCGAGAUCGCCAAAGUUCUUACUGGAAAAAUUACCCGAAAGAUUGUCAAACAGACCGUUAUGACCAACGUCUAUGGUGUGACUUUCAUGGGUGCAAUGCGACAAGUCAGGAAGCAGAUGAAUGAUCACUACCCCGAACUUGAUUCUGAAAUGAAAAAGGACGCCUCUUUGUACAUUGCGCGAAAGAUCUUUGACGCUCUGGGAUCCAUGUUCAACGGAGCUCACGACAUUCAAUACUGGCUCGGCGACUGUGCCAGCCGCAUCACGCAGAGCUUGACCCCAGAGCAAGUCGAAGUACUGGCGAACGAGGCGUUGCUGCCAAGGGAUGAAAGUCCUUCCGGUGAUAAAACCGUUGCCAAGCUUGUUGAUCCAACCAAAAAGUUCCGGUCUACCGUCAUCUGGACCACACCUCUGGGACUCCCAGUGGUCCAGCCUUAUCGCACCCGGAAGGCUCGACGUGUUUACACCAGUCUGCAGGACCUUAACAUUGUGGAUGUCAACUCUGAUGAUGUGGUCUCCCGACGGAAGCAGCUGCAGGCAUUCCCGCCAAACUUCAUUCACUCUCUCGAUGCUACUCACAUGAUUCUCUCUGCCAAUGCCUGCAACAAAGCUGGCCUCACUUUCUCCGCAGUCCACGAUUCUUUCUGGACCCAUGCCGGUGAUGUCGAUAACAUGAACAAAAUCCUUCGCGACGCAUUCGUGCACUUGCACUCCGAUGAUAUUAUCGGGCGACUGGCUUCGGAACUCAAGGUUCGUUAUGGCAAGCACCUCUUCAUGGCCAAAGUUAGCGGUUCCAGCAAGAUUGGACGUGCCAUCAAACAAAUGCGCAUCAAGAAAAACCUGAGAGCGAGAAACUCGAGACUCUUGGAGCUGAUUGACGAGAAUCGGCGACAAACGCUUCUGCGGUCUGAUGACCCAGCGGAACAGGCUGAAGGCCGUGCUAUGGAGACCACUGCCAGUCUCUUCGAGAAGAUGGGUGGCACGGACGAUGAUUUGAUUAUCGCCAACUCCUUGGGCGAAAACGCAGUUGGUCACGUCCCUGAAGAUCUCGCUGCUGCUGAACGGAGACCCGAUGCCGCCGGCAUUGACCCCAACGACCCAGCCGUCCAGAGCCUGUUCAAUGAGGUUGACUUGAUGGAUUCAAAGUCACCUUCCAAGGCUGAAGCUGAAGAUCUCGAUGAUCCAGAAGAGGCUACUACCGAGAAGAAGCCAACCAAGAAGGGCAGCACAGUACAACCCGUUUGGCUGUGGUUGCCAAUGACUUUUCGUGCCGUGCCUAAGAAGGGCGACUGGGACCUAACUCGGAUUCGCGACAGCGAAUAUUUCUUUUCGUGA